AUGGCGGUUUGCGUUCCCGAGGAGAUGGCAGAAACGGCAGUUUCUGUUCCCAAUGGGAUGUCUGAAACUAAUGGAAUGUCUGACACCGAUGGGACGUCUGAUGCCGAACCGAUCAUUGAGACAACCACCGUGGGCUCCUUCCUCUCGGACAAGACCGCCAAGGUGUUCAUCGCCGGCCACCGCGGGCUCGUCGGCUCCGCCAUCCACCGGAAGCUGGUCUCUCUGGGCUUCACCAAUCUCCUCCUUCGCACCCACGCGGAGCUGGACCUCACCCGCCAGUCCGCCGUCGAGUCUUUCUUCGCCGCCGAGAAGCCCCGCUACGUGAUCCUCGCUGCGGCCAAGGUCGGGGGCAUCCACGCCAACUCCACCUUCCCCGCCGACUUCAUCUUCGUCAACCUCCAGAUCCAGACCAACGUCGUGGACGCCGCCCUCCGGUGCGGCUCCGUCCGCAAGCUCCUCUUCGUGGCCCCCUCCUGCAUCUACCCCAAGCUCGCCCCCCAGCCCAUCCCCGAGUCCGCCCUCCUCUCCGGCCCCCUCGAGCCCACCAAUGAGUGGUACGCAGUCGCCAAGAUCGCCGGCAUCAAGAUGGGCCAGGCCUACCGCCUCCAGCACGGCCUGGACGCCAUCUCUGCCAUGUCCACCAGCCUCUACGGCCCCUUCGACAACUUCCGCCCAGAGAACUCCCAUGUCCUCCCCGCCCUCAUGCGCCGCUUCCACGAGGCCAAGAUCUCCGGCGCCAAGGAGGUCGUCGUCUGGGGCACUGGAUCCCCUCUCAGGGAGUUCCUCCACGUCGACGAUCUUGCUGAUGCUGUCGUCUUCUUGAUGGACCGCUACUCGGACCUGGAACACGUGAAUGUCGGCAGUGGGAAGGAGGUGAGCAUCAAAGAGCUGGCGGAGAUGGUGAAGGAGGUGGUCGGGUUCCAAGGGGAGCUGGUCUGGGAUGCCACCAAGCCGGACGGAACCCCCAGGAAGCUCAUGGACAGCUCGAGGCUGGCAGGGAUGGGGUGGGAGGCGAAGAUCUCGCUCAAGGAUGGGAUAGUUGAUGCCUACAAGUGGUAUGUAGAGAACGUAGCAAAGCAGCAGCAGUGA
Elaeis guineensis (African oil palm) is the source of this 1089-nucleotide messenger RNA. Its product is annotated as probable GDP-L-fucose synthase 1. Gene Ontology annotation, molecular function: GDP-L-fucose synthase activity. Lineage: Eukaryota; Viridiplantae; Streptophyta; Magnoliopsida; Arecales; Arecaceae. The record is from RefSeq and is a predicted model, not a curated record. Gene Ontology annotation, biological process: nucleotide-sugar biosynthetic process.